GUCUUUUAACACGUUGAUGCGGAACAACGGAAGCGCCUUAUACGAACGUUUGACAUGCUGCUAUAAAUUUGUGAAGAGCUUUUUAGAGCGACGGAAUAUGCUUCAUUGAGUUAUUCGUGGUUUAUUCGACUAAUUUGACUUCUGACCGCUGUGGUGCAGCUCAUGGGUGGCACCCAGAGCGGGACUAAAAUAAGCUACUGAGGACUCUACAUUCAGAAGCUAAGUGGUGAUAUCAGUCAUGGACAAAGAUUCAGCCGUUCUUCAGGGUGCGUUCCUCCUGGCUAAUAAGCUCUGCCUCCCCUCAUCCCUGUCCUCCAUUCAGAAAGCUGACUGGAUUAGGGUGGGCCAUCCAGUCGCAGAGGCAGUCAGAGAAAUCUGCGGACAGGACCAGCUUGGCGGUCGCCCCAACACAAAGGCUUGUUACUGGAAAAAGAAGAUAGUUUGCGUUGUGUGGCUGAAGCUGUUGUGCAGGGAGACCAGAGAGGAUGUAGAGAGAGGAUGGAGAGAGAACCCUUUUUUCCCUCUCCAGAAUGGCCUCCCUGAGGUCAGCCAUGCUGUCUUGCUAGAGCUGGUGAAGUCAACAGCAGCUGCAGAUAUUUUUGCCCAUUUCCUCCUGUGUCUUCCUCAAUCUCAGGUCUGCACUGAGCUAGAAAGACUGACGCAACAUGUGAGGAGCAGUCCCAUGAGGGAAGAUGAUAUUCAGCUUUUUCUGGAUGUGUGGUGGGAAAUGUGGAAGGGCAGAGAUGAUCAGAAAGGAGGAGAAGGAGAUAGCAUAGAGGCAAUGUUUGCUAACCAGGUUAGUCAUCUGUCCUGUAAGUCCUCUAGUCUGUCCCCUCAGGCUGCCAAGAGAUUAAAGCUUGACACAUCAGAUGAAUUGGCAUCAUCACCGACUACUGAUAUCCUGUACAUUCUCCUUCGUGCACUAGAAGACAUGAAAGGUCACAUAAGCUCAGCAGACCUGUGUCUCCAAGCCCUCUCCAUUUCUCUUGAUUCUCUGUACACAUCCUUCUUAAUAGACCAAGAAGUCAAACUUCCAACUAAAGAGAAGAUGUACAUCCUGUCUAAAGUUGUCAGUAUCAGAGAAAAUAAGGAGGAGAAACUGAGUCCUGAACUUAUUCAAGAAGCCCAGAGAGACUUGCGUGCUUCUCACUCGCCAUCUCAGUUUCAACCAAGCAGGAUGAAACUUGGUGAAGCCUUGAAGAUUAUAACAGAACUUGCUCAGUUUUGGCUUAACAGUGGGCUGCUGACACUGUACGACAGCUCGGUUCCUGGUUACUUUGCAUUCAAACUACAACAAAGCCUGCAGAGAGUCCUGACAGCCCUACAUGAAGCAGAAGAGCCUCAGAGUAUGAUUGAAAUGCCUGUUCAGGAGAAAGAGAAGAACAUACUCAGAGGAUUGCUGGAGUCACUGGCUUUCCCUGCCUUAGAGAACAGCCCUGCAGUGAACGUAGAGGUUACCACAGUCAUCAUCAGUCACUGUCUGGAAGACUAUCAGAACUUCGCUGUGUUAUUUGCCCGUGAGAGGUCAUGGGCCUCCUAUAAUGAGCUCUGGCUGGACUGCUUGGAAAAGAACCAGGCAGCCUUCCAGCAGCACAACACGCUCAUUGAGCUCGCCUCCACCGUCAUGAGUAAACUACAAAGUGAGAGCUCAAAUGUGAGCCAGUGCAGGAAACUGAUAAAAGUGAUUGUGGACAUUUUCUCUGCGCUUUCAGUAGAAGACCAGAAUAAAUCCUUGGCUGCCAUGCUGAGGCUAUCCAGCAGGGGGUUCUUCAAGUGUUCUCUCCCCUCUGCUGUGACUGAUGGAUUUGAACAGGAGCUCAACAUGGCCUUCAAUUGCAUCAUCCAAGGAGGGGGUGGCACUUCAGCUAUAGCAUCACAGGCCAGUCUGAACACAGCAGCCUCGUUAGUAGCGAGAGUGGCUUUUCAGAACCCCAAGGCCGCUUUGAGAUCUUGUUGCCAUUCAGCUAUUUUCAACAAGGGGGCUUUCUCACUUAUAGCUAAGAUCCUGCAGCAGCUGCCAGGACUCAGAGGACAGAGGGGUCGAAAAAAUGCAACUCAAAGUAAAGAUGAAGAAAGAACAAAGGCAGAGGAAAAUAUAAAUGGAGAGGUUGCUGUGAGUGGGAGCAGCCUUAUCUGCAGGUGUCUCCAGGAGAUGCUCAAGACCAAAUCACUGUCAGCCAGUGAGAGAGAGCAGUUUAUAAAGUUUCUGGGUCUGCUGAUGAUGCCAACCAUAACAGCUGAGGGGGAAGAACUGUUGCAAAGUUUUCUGCUACCUCAGGAGGUCGUGAACACUUUUGUCAUUCCUAACCUUGCCAUUAUGGGUCACAGUUCCUUUGACAUAGAACUGAGCAUGCAACUUCUCCAUGCUGCUGUGUGUGUGGAUGUCCAGGAUCGAGCCUGUUCUCGGCACUGGGUGUUGGACUGCUCUCCCUUUCCCCUACUCUACAUCCUUGCCCAGCUACACAACCAGGCUCUCAGGAGUUGGGAGCAGCCAGCAGAGGGCGCUGCCCACCACUGGUCCAUGGACUCCAAGGAGCUUUUGGUGUCUGUGCUGACCACACUGGGGCAGCUGGUGGGUGCAGAGGUGGCAGCAGCCCCUAACAGCUGGUCCAGAGCUCUGUUCUGGCUCUACAACAAGAUAGAGGAGCUGGACUGGACAGUGAGGUUCCACCUGAAGCCUGUGUGGGGGCAACACUUUAAAAAUGAAGUUCCCUCAUCUCUGCUGACUGUGUGUGAUCUACCGGAGCAGGAGUGGUCAGGUCUGGACCUGCCCCAGUACGGCCAGGGUACCGGCCUUUUGGCCUGGAUGGAGUGCUGCACUAUAUCAGACUCUCUGAAGUCCACCAUGUUGUCCUGUCUCUCUUUGGACCAGCGCCAGGUUGAACACGUCAGCAUGUUCAGCAAAGGCCUGCUGGUGGCUCUGACCCAGGUCUUUCCAUGCUGCUCCAUCUCCCAGUGGUCCAGGCUGCUGGGAACGCUGAGGGAGCUGAUCACCUCCAGUCGUCUCCACGUCCCCUUCUCACUUGAGUAUGUGGACUAUCUGCCCCUUCUGGACUUGAGGAGGUUUUCAUGUGAGCUCCGCCUGUCAGUCCUCCUGCUGCGAGUCCUUCAGCUGCUCUGUGGGUCCAGCUGCUCACACUGGCUGUCAGCAGACAGCUGGGCACACAUUGGCAGGUUAUACGCCCAUGCUGUGAGGGAGAUGAUGAAUUCGGUAAGAGCCAAGCUGCCUCUUCCUGCAUCUGGUUCAACGCCUCCUAAAACACCAGCAUUUAGAGACUCGGACCCUUCCUGCACUUCAGUUAAAGCUUCUAAAACAUCCAGAGACUCUCCUCUGAAAUCAAAUGAGUCACAGGUGGAAGAUGAGGUGGAGACGGUUCCUAGCCAGGAAGUCCUUUUUGUUCUCAGCCAGCUCUUCUGCCAUGUUCAGCACAUCCAGGUGAUGAUGCCAGGAGGCCAGUGUGAACCGUUGUUCCUGUCCAGUCUGGAGAUCCUCAGUCACUACAAAGCCAUCAUGGCCACCUUUCCUGACAGCAGCAGUCCGCUGGAGAGCGACAACACCCGACACUUCUUCUCCACCAUCACAGACAACCUGGAGAACCAAGAGAUGAAGGCUGUGCUGCAGCAGAAGAUUGCUCAGCUUGUGUCAUCAGCCGGUUAACAGGCACUGGUUUUUCCUCCACUGGAGGGGGCUCCAAAUUCAGUUGAAGACCUUGAGCAUGUCUGUGGAUCAUUUCUGUAAAAGGAGAUCAUUUCAGUUAUCAGUGUUUUAUGCUGUACUCUUAUGGCGUUAUUGCAAAUAUGUGUGAAUAAAAAGCCAACAUUUCACAGUAAAUGAGUUUGCACUGCCU
Molecule: messenger RNA, 3848 nt
Organism: Monopterus albus (swamp eel)
Lineage: Eukaryota; Metazoa; Chordata; Actinopteri; Synbranchiformes; Synbranchidae
Gene: gemin4
Product: gem (nuclear organelle) associated protein 4
Exons: 6
Coding region: 239-3658 (1139 amino acids)
Biological process (GO): rRNA processing; spliceosomal snRNP assembly
Cellular component (GO): SMN complex
Source: RefSeq, a predicted model, not a curated record